Molecule: messenger RNA, 646 nt
Organism: Juglans microcarpa x Juglans regia
Lineage: Eukaryota; Viridiplantae; Streptophyta; Magnoliopsida; Fagales; Juglandaceae
Exons: 3
Coding region: 166-405 (79 amino acids)
Source: RefSeq, a predicted model, not a curated record
AACUAAGCCAACCACGAUGUUCCACGUGACCGGACCUGAUUGUUUAAAUCGUUCGUAUUGUCAGCCUAUAAAUUCGACCUUCUUCCUACACCUGAGCCACAACGUUCCAACGCAUCUUUUACUAUUUCCGUUGCAGUUUCAGAUCGAAGAUUCUCACAUUCUAACAUGGCAACGAAGUACAUUGUAGGAGGUAUUCUGGGAUCUUUUGCAGUUGCGUAUACUUGUGACUAUUUUCUUGCUGACAAGAAGAUAUUCGGUGGUACCACCCCCAAAACUGUUUCAAACAAGGAAUGGCAGGAAGAAACAGAUAAGAAAUUCCAGGCUUGGCCUCGUACUGCAGGGCCUCCUGUUGUGAUGAAUCCCAUCAGCCGUCAGAAUUUCAUUGUCAAGUCCCGUUCAGAAUAGUGAAGCUUGCAUCUUUGGCAAAUCACUUGCUGAGUUUGUUUUCCUUGUUAGGCCUGGCUAAGCCGUGCUCAUAAAUUCUUCUGUAUUCCAUUAGACUCGGCCCCUUAAUUCGGGGGUAAGGUAGGUUUUCAAAUGAUGCCAGAUCUUAAUAACCAUUGUCGGGACAUUUCUUUGGCAGAAUGUUCCUCUUCUUUUGUUAUUAGAUCUUUUAAUAAUUGAUUUUAUAAACUGUUUUGCUUCA